Scomber japonicus (chub mackerel) is the source of this 5937-nucleotide messenger RNA. RefSeq names its product solute carrier family 38 member 4 (gene slc38a4). Gene Ontology annotation, biological process: amino acid transmembrane transport. Gene Ontology annotation, molecular function: amino acid transmembrane transporter activity. The coding region runs from base 263 to 1900 and encodes 545 amino acids. The transcript has 16 exons. The record is from RefSeq and is a predicted model, not a curated record. NCBI's taxonomy places the organism in Eukaryota, Metazoa, Chordata, Actinopteri, Scombriformes, Scombridae.
ACCUGAGUUACAAAAGAGCUCCAGCCCCUCAUCCAUUCAGUCGUCUGACUCAAUGUUAAUUCUAGAAACUUAUUUUUUUUCACAAAAAGAAAAAGAAAAAAGAACAACACCGAAACCUCUUUAAGGAACUUUUGAGUAAGUCUCUUCUUCUCGGUAACAAAGUCUACUUGAGGUUGAAGAAGAAGCGCAUCACGGUCUUAUAAACUCCAAAACCUGAAAUCGGCAUCAAACUUCUCCUUCUCUCGUUCUGUUGCGAACCACUAUGCCGGGAGCUGUGGAUCGUAUGGAGCUGAGGAAAGUCGCCACAGAUGUUGACGAUGACAGCAAUGACAGCCUGGACUUCACAGAGCCCAUCGAUUCCGAGAAGGCCACCAUCGACAGUCAAUUCUUGGAUGAUAAUGAUGACGCAGAGAGCCAGAAGUUCCUGUCAAAUGGGAUGAUGAAGAAGAAGAAAUAUGAGGAAUACCAUGAAGAAUAUCAUCCCGGCCAUGCUUCAUUUGGGAUGUCUGUCUUCAACUUGAGUAACGCCAUCAUGGGCAGUGGCAUCCUUGGUCUGUCCUACGCCAUGGCAAACACUGGCAUUGUGCUCUUUACAAUCCUUCUCGUCGGUGUGGCUAUCCUCUCCUUGUAUUCUGUACAUCUGCUCCUUAUGACUGCGAAAGAAGGAGGAUCCCUCAUCUAUGAAAAGUUGGGGGAGAGAGCAUUUGGUUGGCCUGGGAAAAUGGCAGCAUUUGGAUCAAUAAUCAUGCAAAACAUCGGAGCCAUGUCCAGCUACCUCUUCAUUGUGAAAUACGAGCUGCCUGAAGUGAUUCGAGCCUUCUUGGGUUUAGAAGAAAUCUCUGGUGAAUGGUACAUGAACGGAAAUUACCUGGUGGUGUUUGUGUCAAUUGGAAUCAUUCUCCCUCUGUCGCUACUUAAAAAUCUAGGCUAUCUGGGCUACACCAGUGGUUUUUCCCUUUCCUGCAUGGUGUUCUUCCUGGGUGUGCUGAUCUACAAGAAGACCCAGCUGCCCUGCCCUCUUCCUUUCUUUUACCACCACUCGUCCAACCUCAGCAUGAAUGCUUCGGACAUGCCUGGGUUAUACUCGUUACACAACAACUCGGUGCAAAUGGACUUCUCCCGAGCUGACGUUUCCCCGGCGGCACUGGGCACACACGACGCCCAUCACUCCACUGGCGUCCACGUCGAGCCUCACCCCGACGAUGAGGAGAUGUGCACACCAAAAUACUUUAUCUUCAACUCACAGACGGCUUACACUGUGCCCAUCCUGGCCUUUGCCUUUGUCUGCCAUCCUGAGGUGCUGCCAAUCUACAGUGAGCUAAAAGAUCGCAGCCGGAAAAAGAUGCAGAACGUCUCCAACCUGUCCAUCUUGGCUAUGCUCAUUAUGUACAUGCUGUCGGCUUUGUUUGGCUACCUCACCUUUUAUGAUAACGUGGAGGCAGAGUUGCUCCACACCUUCACCAAGGUCUACAAGUUCGACACUAUGUUGCUAUUGGUGCGUUUGGCUGUUCUCACCGCCGUCACACUGACUGUCCCCAUCGUGCUGUUCCCUAUCCGCUCCUCCAUCACCACGUUGCUGUUCAGCAAGCGAGAGUUCAGCUGGGUUCGCCACAUGCUGAUCGCCGCCUGCAUCUUGGCCUUCAACAACAUGCUGGUCAUCUUCGUCCCCACCAUCAGAGACAUCUUCGGCUUCAUCGGUUCCUCUGCAGCCACCAUGCUCAUCUUCAUCCUACCCGCUGCUUUUUACCUCCGCCUGGUUAAGUCGGUGCCGUUCCGCUCCCCGCAAAAGAUUGGGGCGGCCGUCUUCCUGGUCGUGGGAAUCAUCUUCAUGAUUGGCAGCUUGUCACUCAUCGUCCUCGAUUGGAUUCACAACCCACCAGGCUCCGGCGAUGGUCACUAAGCCCCUCUCCCCCCCCCCCCAUCCUCAGAUUCACAAUUAAGAGUGCAGCAAACCUUACCCUCAACCCCCACCUCCCAAAUACCCCACAUGUCUCUAGUUUGCCUCAGAUGGUCCAACAUCUGGGAGCGGGGUUCACAAAUGGUUCCCUUCUCUUCAUCAUAUCACACAACCUCAACAUACUGUAUCGACAUGAUGUGCUGCACCGGGUUAAGACAUCUUCAGUUUUCCCUCAGAAAAUAUAACUGGAGGGGAACUAUUUAGCUCGGUUUUUAUUUUUAUUUUUCGUCUUUUUCGGUUUUUAUUUGUUGCUGUAAAGUUCUGGAUGUGACACAACCCAAACAAGAGAAUCAAAACCUGCAGAGGAGGAAACAGACUCUCGUUUAACAUGUCACCUAGACAGCCUGAAAUCAUCAUCAUCAUCAUCAUCAUCAUCAUCAUCAUCAUCAUCAUCAUGGACAUCAUCUUUAUUAUUCCAGUAAUAAAGAGACAAACCAACACAUACUGUGCAGCCCUCACCUGAAGCAGAUCUGUGAACUGCCAUUUGCUGCUGGAAAGACGAUACGAGUCCCUCAGUCCUCGGUGCACUCAAAGAAGACAUUUGGAGGUGGAAUCCGUCGUCCUCCAUGAAACAAGGAGCACUUCUAGCAUUACAUUUACAAGUGUGCAGGAUGAGCACACACACACACACACACACACACACACACACACAUAUAUAUAUAAACAUAUUAAAAACACAUCAGCAUCCCAUGAAAAAUUCCUGAAAUGAAUCUCAGCCUCAUCUCAAAGUGACGAUCAGUAACUUUAUUCAAUCAUGUAGAGAGAAAAUUUGGCUUAAUUUGCUGCUCUGCUACAUAUUAACAAUCAUAAGCUUUGCCAAAGUCUGCAAGCACAUACAGUUUUAGUCGAUCGAGUUCAUGCUAGAGCUUCCCAGCUCUACAUUAUUAAGGAUCUUCCUCACUGGCCAAAAGCUGUUUUCAUCCUGGCUGUGUGCACAAAGCAUGCAAGGAGGAGGUGCUUUCAGUAUUACUGUCACAGAAGGAUCUGAACAUGCAAGGUAUGAAUGUACAUAAUUAAGUGUCUUUACUGAAAAAAAUUAGUAUUGUACAUAAUAUCUUACUUGGCCUCAGGCUCUUUGCCAUUCAGGUUGUUUGAAGUUACAAACUCAUUUCCAACACACAGUAUGUACACUUGCUGGAAUAAUUUAUUAGGCACUUAAUGUAGGGCUGGACAGCUAAUUAGAAAUGAUAUGUUAUUAUUUUUAUAAAUAAAAAACAAACGUAUUAAACAAUACAAUUGAAGGAGGGCACAUAUCCCAGCUAAGACAAUUUAAAAAAUGAAUUAAAUUCAAAAUAAUAGAACCAAACAUGAAAUGUCAAAUAUCCGUAUGCACUGAAUGUACAUUCAAGAUGCAAAGAUGCAAAGUAACAUAAUUCAACUUGUGCCAUAUCCUCAUUAAGGUUGAAUGAAAACUUCGUAUCUCAAAAUGUCAUUCAAAUGUAAUUAAUGAGAGGCCUUAUGUUUAAUGUAAUUAUGUACUAUUUAGCUUAAAGGAAUAUGCUUGUUCACUUUCUUGGCAAGAGUUAAAUAAGACUAACACCACUCUUGUAUCUGUAUGCUAAAUAUGUAGCCACCACCAACAGGUGGUUAGCUUAGCCAAAAGACUGGAAGCAGGGGUUAACAGUUAGCUUACUCAUAAAACCACAACUUCUUGGUUUGACAGACUACACAUUCAAGAUACAACAUGUUAAUUAGUGAGCUUUAGAGGAGCUAGUUGGCAGAUAUUAACUUUUGGACAGAGCCAGGCUAACUGUUUCCUCCUGCUUAUAGUUUGUCAAGCUAACUGGUAGUAUCUUCAUAUUUAGAAUACGGAUAUGAUAGUGUCCCAAAAUGUCCAAGUAUUCCUUUAAAGAGUGAUGGUUCAGAAGAAGCUGGAUAGUAAACAGUAUCACACACAACUAGCUACAGUAUUUACAAGGGUGUGACCCAUGUUUAAAGUGCGAGAGCAAAGUUAAAUAGUGAUGUCAAAAAUGUAUCUAAUGCGGUAUUUAAUUUCUGCCAUUAAAUAGUCAAAGUGAUUAGGUUAGACAUCCCUUUGUUUUACUGUGUUAUGAAGCUAGCCAUGUGUGUCACUCAAUCUGAUUAUGUUGAAAAGAUCAUUGUUCAGUCAAUAAUCGUAGUAGCUUGAUUAUCAGAUAAUUGUAAAAUUUUAAAAUCAUUGGACACAUCUAAAGAUUUAGUGAUGCUUCUAUUUAAAUAUACACAUUUUAAUGUUCCUUAUCCUUUUACAUUGUGCCUUUUGGAUUUUCCUCAUAUAAAUUGGCUUCUCUUGCUGGUGCCUUUGGUGGAAUCAUCAAUGGCAACAUAAAAAAAACCCAUAUACGUCUCAUUUCACCUCUUCUCCAAUGUCACUGCGUGUCAUGAACACAUCCAGCCAAAGUGGACAACAUUUAUAGAUCCUUUGUGGAUCUAUGUACAUGAAGAAAAUAGAUAUUUCAAAUGAAAUAGUGUAUUAUGUGCAUGUUUUUGGAUUACAAAAAUGGUCUUUUUGGACAAUUGUAUAUGCUCUGUAAAUAAUCUUUAUUUUAUGGUACACUGACACUCAUUGUCUGUGAGUGGGUUGUUGGGGGAUUCUGCCUUACAAGUCUUCUGCAAUCCAUUUGUCUGUUUUAGUAUAUAUAUAAAUAUAUAUAACAUGUAUUAGAUCUUUUUUUUUCUUGCUUAUGACAGUAGGGUUUUUUUUUCCUUUUAUUGACGCUUGUAUAUUUGUAGAAACUUUGGUCUCUAUAUAUCCAUUUUCAUGUUUUAAUGUUAACUUGUCAUGUCAGGAUGAAUUACUUAAUGGCCUACUUCAAAAACAUAUUUUUUUUCCAUAAAUUUCAGAAAUAAGACAUGUUUCUGUAGCAUAUUGGCUCCUGCUGACCAACACUGGGUUGACAUUAAGGCCACAAGUAAGCAGUAUUGAUGUACAAUCUGUUUUGUUUUUUUAAACUUCUUUACAGAAGACAAAGUCAUCCGAUGUAUUUCAUAAGCACACUACAGGAAGGUGCUUACAGGACACAACAUCUGAUAAAUUUGUUAUAAGAGCUCAUUGCUCUUACUCUACUAUUUAUCAUAUGGCACGUAUGCUAACGUGUAGCUGUAUACCUUCAGUGAAAUAUUAACACAGCAUAAUAAAAUGCACAAGAACCAUCCAUGUUUACUGGUUCUAAAGCUCUAACUGGACAAUUACAGUUCUUACCUUACUGUGGCUACUCAUGUAUAUCACUGCUGUCGUAGAAAAACCUUUUCAAACAGUUUUGGUGAGGUUUUACUUCCAUGAUGUUACUUGAACUGAAGCUUUCCACAGGCCUUGUAAAGUCAGCAAGCUUCAUGACUGGAAGGUCCACGUGGUCCAUUCAGUACUCACUAUGAAUGUUCAAAAAUGGAUUGUUCUCAGUUUGAAUAUCCGGCUCACUCACCUCUAAAUUCAUUUUGUACGAAUGUUUGGCUCCAACUUGGUUAGCCUGCUGCCACCAGUGGCUUAUUCUGCUCAUCGGCAGUCCAUGGAGGAGCUUUGUCUCUUCCCCAAGUUGGGUUUUAAUCUUUUUAAAGGCUCAUCUUUCAAAGAAAGUCUCCCAACACCACACCUCGACCCUUGUUAGUAUCUCAGGUAUUUGGUCAGGCAGAAUUUCUCUUCUCACUUUAAGAUAACUUCUUUAAAUACCUUCACUUCUUUUGCAUGAUUGAGCCAAGCUGUACAAUACUGUCUUAUACUAUUCUGGCUAGCAGUCAUUUUGUGGACUUGUAAGAGUAGAGCAGUCCCCAGCCAAUGUUGACAGUGUCUGGAAAGGAGCUGUACACAAUCACCUGCCUUAUUUUUCUAUGGACCCUCAGCCACGAAGAAGCACUGGCUCAAAGUUUCUGCUGUUCACAGUGUUUCCUCUUCCUGUGGAUCAGGCUGAACAUACAGAUUUGUAAUUUUACCCAAACAAAGGGGAUGUUUUUGUAUCAGUGAAGCUGUUUCAUUAUGAUGAACAAUAAAAAUGUGAAAUGAAAAA